CUUUCUCCACAAAAGUUUAAAAGUAAAAACUCAACCUGAAUCCAAUUGACCCCCCUUCCAAACCAAACCUAUCCUCUUCUUCCAUUCUCCGUUUCCACAAAACAAAAUCUUCACCCUCUCCCAUGGAUUCAAUCACCUCAACUCUCCACCAUCUCCUCAGCCAUCCCACCAUCCUCCACUUCACUUGGUCCCCACCUCUCACGUUCGCCUCCUCUCCCCAUUUCCUCUUCCUCACUCUCCUCACUUACCUUUCCCUCACCUUCCUCCUCUCCCGUUACUUCCCUCUCUUCUCCCUCCCUCCCCACUUCCUCAAACCCAUCUCCGCCCUCCACAGCCUCCUCCUCCUCCUCCUCUCCCUCAUCCUCGCCCUCGGUUGCUCUCUCUCUAUCCUCCUCCAGACCCCCAAUCUCCGACACGCCCUCUGCUUCCCUCCCCGUACGCCACCCUCCGGCCCCCUCUUCUUCUGGGCCUACCUCUUCUACCUCUCUAAAAUUCUCGAAUUUUUUGAUACCUUUCUGAUCAUUUUAAGUAACUCCAUCCGACGGCUCACUUUCCUUCACGUGUACCAUCAUGCAACGGUUGUGAUCAUGUGUUAUUUGUGGUUAAAUACUUCGCAGUCUUUAUUUCCCAUUGCUCUUGUUACUAAUGCGAGUGUGCAUGUGAUAAUGUACUUGUACUAUCUAUUGUGCGCCAUGGGGAUGCGGCCCACGUGGAAGAGAUUGGUGACGGAUUGCCAGAUUGUUCAGUUUGUGUUUAGUUUUUGUGUCUCGGUUUUUAUGCUAUGGUAUCAUUUUACGGGAUUAGGGUGCUCCGGGAUCUGGGGUUGGUGCUUCAAUGCUGUUUUCAACUUUACCCUUUUGGCUCUUUUUGUUGACUUUCAUGGGAAGAAUUAUCACAAGAAAAGGAGGGUUGAGGAAGAUGAUAAACGGUUGUGAUUUUUAUUGAAAUUUUGUGGUUUGUUUCUUGUUUAUGGACGGUUGUGAUUGAUUGCAUUGUGUUGAUGUCGAUUUAAGUUGAUUCAACAGCUAUAAUUUCUCUGUUAUAUAUUAUUUUUGGAAGAACAUUAUCAAUGUGC
Messenger RNA from Pistacia vera, 1075 nucleotides. Its product is annotated as elongation of fatty acids protein 3-like. Gene Ontology annotation, molecular function: fatty acid elongase activity. The transcript has a single exon. The record is from RefSeq and is a predicted model, not a curated record. Gene Ontology annotation, biological process: sphingolipid biosynthetic process; fatty acid elongation, monounsaturated fatty acid; fatty acid elongation, polyunsaturated fatty acid. The coding region runs from base 123 to 935 and encodes 270 amino acids. Gene Ontology annotation, cellular component: endoplasmic reticulum membrane. NCBI's taxonomy places the organism in Eukaryota, Viridiplantae, Streptophyta, Magnoliopsida, Sapindales, Anacardiaceae.